GCCGGCGGGACAGGAGCUGCCGCGCUGGCUAUCGACUCGCUACCGUGCCUGCUUAGGUCUCAGAAGUGGCAAUGGCCUCAUUCGUGACGGAAGUCCUGGCGCAUUCGGGGAGGCUGGAGAAGGAAGAUCUGGGCACUCAGAUCAGCCGCCUCACCCGGCAGGUGGAAGAGAUCAAGGGUGAAGUAUGUAGUUUAAUCAGCAAAAAGUAUAAUGAGUUCCUGCCUAGCAUGCAAAGUGCACAGGACCUGGUCUCCCAGGUGGACAGACUAACUGAUGACAUCGACCAGCUGAAAUCCAGGAUAGAGAGAGAAGUUCGACGAGAUCUCCAUAUAUCAACUGCUGAAUUCACAGACUUGAAGCACCAGUUGGAAAGAGACUCAGUAGUCUUAAGUUUGCUUAAACAGCUGCAAGAGUUUUCUACUGCUAUUGAAGAAUAUAAUUGUGCAUUAACUGUGAAGAAGUAUGUCACUGCAGCUCAGCAUUUAGAAGAGGCACAGAAAUGCUUGAACUUAAUAAAAUCCAGAAAAUGCUUUGAUUUAAAAAUGUUGAAAUCUCUGAGCAUGGAGUUUACAAUACAGAAACAGAACAUACUUUAUCAACUUGGAGAAGAUUGGCAGAAGCUGGUUAUAUGGAAAUUCCCACCAUCCAAAGAUACUAGCAACUUGGAGUCUUGUCUACAAACAGAACUUCAUUUACACACUGAACAGCCUGAGAAGGAAGAGAAGAAUCCUGCGCCAUCCAUCACUUCUGUUCUCUUGGCAUUUUCUAUUCUUGGGGAACUACCUGCCAAACUGAAGUCAUUUGGUCAGAUGCUUCUAAAAUAUAUCCUCAAGCCUCUUUCAUCCUGUUCAUCUCUUCAUGCUGUGUCAGAAACCCACCCCAAUGUCAUUAUUAUUCGUUUUGAAUCUGUGACAACUGACUUGGAACAUCCACUGCCGUGUGAAGUUUUUGCAAAUAUCAGAUUGGUAUUGGAAGUGCUACAGAAACAGUUUCUAGAUUUGCCUCUUAACAAUGACCUUGAAAAUGAAAAGCCAUCUAAGAUCAUAUUGGCUGAGAUGCUUGGUGACUUGAUCUGGGAGGACUUGUCCGAGUGCCUCAUUAAAAACUGUUUGGUUUAUUCUAUCCCAACAAAUAGCAGUAAGUUACAGCAGUAUGAAGAGAUCAUACAGUCCACUGAAGAAUUUGAAAAUGCUCUAAAGGAAAUGAGAUUUUUAAAAGGAGAUACUACUGAUUUACUAAAAUAUGCUCGAAACAUCAAUUCUCAUUUUGCUAACAAGAAGUGUCAGGAUGUGAUUGUGAUGGCUAGAAACCUAAUGACCUCUGAAAUUCACAACACUGUGAAGAUUACCCCUGAUUCUCAGAUAAGGGUGCCAGACUUGCCCAGUCCUGAUGAAGACAUCAAGUUAGUGGUUCAAGAAGUGUCCACACCUCAGUACAACAAAGUGGCUCAUUUAGAGCCGGAGAACACAUUGGACCCACAUUCCUUUUCUUUGCCCAUGUGCCGCAUCAGUGAAUCUGUGAAAAAACUAAUGGAACUCGUCUAUCAGACUUUGGUCGAGGCAGCAACCAGCAGUGAUCAAUGUGCUGUUCAACUUUUCUACUCAGUGAGGAAUAUCUUCCACUUAUUCCACGAUGUUGUACCAACAUAUCACAAGGAGAACCUUCAAAAGCUGCCCCAGUUGGCUGCCAUUCACCACAACAACUGUAUGUAUAUUGCUCAUCACUUGCUGACCCUUGGGCAUCAGUUCAGAUCUCGUCUUGCCCCCAUUCUCUGUGACGGCACUACUACUUUUGUGGAUCUUGUUCCUGGCUUUAGGAGACUUGGGACAGAGUGUCUCUUGGCCCAAAUGCGGACACAGAAAGGAGAACUUCUGGAACGAUUAUCAAGUGCUAGAAACUUUUCAAAUAUGGAUGAUGAAGAGAAUUAUUCUGCGGCAACUAAAGCAGUCCGGCAGGUACUUCACCAGUUAAAGAGACUUGGAAUCGUGUGGCAGGAUGUUCUGCCAGUGAAUAUAUAUUGCAAGGCGAUGGGGACUUUACUCAAUACAGUGAUUUCUGAGCUCAUUGGCAGAAUCACUGCUCUGGAGGACAUCUCCACUGAAGAUGGCGAUAGAUUGCAUUCCAUAUGCAAAACUGUGAUGGAUGAGGGACCGCAAGUAUUUGCACCUCUGUCUGAAGAAAACAAAAACAAGAAAUACCAAGAAGAGGUUCCAGUCUAUGUGCCAAAAUGGAUGUCAUUCAAAGAACUGAUGCUGAUGUUACAAGCCAGCCUACAAGAAAUCGGAGAUCGGUGGGCAGAUGGAAAGGGACCCUUGGCAGCUGCAUUCUCAUCCAGUGAAGUAAAAGCUUUAAUUCGUGCCUUGUUCCAGAACACUGAGAGAAGAGCAGCAGCCCUUGCUAAGAUUAAAUAGCUGCUUUUUCCUGAGAAAGCCAUUAUCAUGAUCAUGUGGAAUUCUCUUUCGACGUAAUUAUUUCUUUGAAGAUUUCACCAGAAAUCAUGAUUUGCCACCCAUUGGUUUUGGUGAAUCAGGUUAUCACUGAUGUUUUCUUUCACCUAAGAACACCUUACCUUCUACCUAUAAGAGGCUUUGUUGAAGAACUGAAUGUUCAGAUAUCAAGUGAAGUACCUAGUUUGGCUGACUUUCUAGCCACUCUCACUUGAUAAGAGACUGGAGGGCAACAUUAUUUGAUGUUUCCAGGGCCCUCUGGGAACUGUAUCUAUUGUAAAUGUAAGAUCCUGACCUUGGAUCAAGGACUCCAGUAGAUUUAUGAGCAAAUGGGAGAUAUAUUGGGGGAGGGAAGCUCUGUUAAGGGAAUCACAUUCAGCCUUGCAGGAAUAUGGGAAACUUUCUUUCAUAUUUCUUUCCAAUAAAUAAUGCUUUUCAGA
Erinaceus europaeus (western European hedgehog) is the source of this 2887-nucleotide messenger RNA. It is a transcript of the gene ZW10, whose product is annotated as zw10 kinetochore protein. The record is from RefSeq and is a predicted model, not a curated record. The coding region runs from base 72 to 2411 and encodes 779 amino acids. Gene Ontology annotation, biological process: mitotic spindle assembly checkpoint signaling; endoplasmic reticulum to Golgi vesicle-mediated transport; mitotic cell cycle. Lineage: Eukaryota; Metazoa; Chordata; Mammalia; Eulipotyphla; Erinaceidae. Gene Ontology annotation, cellular component: chromosome, centromeric region; nucleus; RZZ complex. The transcript is spliced from 16 exons.